Drosophila miranda is the source of this 3314-nucleotide messenger RNA. RefSeq lists its product as uncharacterized. The coding region runs from base 371 to 1852 and encodes 493 amino acids. Lineage: Eukaryota; Metazoa; Arthropoda; Insecta; Diptera; Drosophilidae. Gene Ontology annotation, biological process: regulation of transcription by RNA polymerase II. Gene Ontology annotation, molecular function: RNA polymerase II cis-regulatory region sequence-specific DNA binding; DNA-binding transcription factor activity, RNA polymerase II-specific; protein dimerization activity. The record is from RefSeq and is a predicted model, not a curated record. The transcript has 2 exons.
UUCGGUUUUUCAUCACACUGGUUGUUGUUAACAAAUCGAGUUAAAUGGCAACGCAAAUGCGUAAAAAGUCGCCGUUGAGCCCUCUAAUCGCGAAGAACCUGGUGGCCAACCACCGCGGCAGUUAAUAUCCAGAUCCAGGCAGCAACGGGUCCAGCCAGGCAGGCAGCAUAGCAUCCCCGCAGCGCAGAACAAGUGCCAGCGCGAAUCGAACCUGGGAACCAAAAGCUCCAAUUGGACCUAUCCGAUCGGAUUCCCUUCCCGAUUGGAGUUACGUGAACGGAGCGCGGGAGAAAGUAGACAAAAACAGAAAAACAUAAGCAGAUUUCGUUGCCUGCCAGAUGAAAGCAGCAGUCGAUCGUCGGUCGACGCUAUGAACGCCAAGAAACGCCAACGUCUGGACCUGGGGCUGGAACUAGCUGCCUCGACGGCCCUGGCUACUGGAGCAGCAGGUGGACCAGCAGCAGCUGCCACAACGACCACCACAGCCGAGCUAUCCGAUGCUUUGUUAGCCAGUUCGUUUGGCAAUGGCCAGAGCCUGUUCCUCACCAGCGCCGGCAAUGGCAGCGGCGGUGCCCAGAUCCUUUUGUCCAUCUGCGGUGACGAAAACUCGGAUGAGUCGCAGGAGUACUAUGCCAUCAAGCAGGAGCCCGAUAUGGAUUUGAAUUCUCUGCUGCCGAACAGCCUACAGCUGCCCACUGGCUGUGAGAUCUAUCUGGUGAAGGACACCACAAUCAGUUCGCCCAUCCAGCUGAGUGGACACAACCAUACCCAUUCCCAUACCCACACACAGACCCACCCCCAGACGCGCACUCAAACCCAGAGCAUUCCGCCAAAGGCAACCAUCAAACUGGAGCCGGAUUCGAUGAGCGACCGCUGUGGUCUCACUGUAAAUAAGCUAUGCACAUCGUCCACGAAUAUUCUGUACGUGAGUAACGGCGGCAGUGGCGAGCAUUCACAUCCCUCCACAAAUGCUACGGCAACGCCAGAGACCACGACAUCAACAGGAACAGGAACAGGAUCAGCAGCGGGAACACCAAAACCAAAUCAAUCUGUGGCGGCAACGAUAGCCAAAGUGGCGACAGCAGCAGCCGCCGCAUCUACAGCCGCCACAUCUACAAGCACAAUGCGUGCUCUGAAGCUGGUCGAGGAGACGCAUGUGGGAGCAGCAGCAGCAGCAGCAGCAGCAAGCACGGCCAGUGCGGUUGGUGAUGCCACAGCCACUGCCACCUCUAAAUUGGAUGCGUACAAGAAGCGGGACGAUAAGCGCCGUGCCACGCACAAUGAGGUGGAGCGGCGACGUCGCGACAAGAUCAACUGCUGGAUAUUCAAGCUGAAGGAGAUGCUGCCCGCCGAGGGCAGCCGCUACAGGCCACCACCCCCCAGCAGUGGGCAAAUGGAGUCGGUGAGCAUCAGUCUGAGUUCGAGCACCAGCGAGGCCAGCACCAGUCCCGGCCUCAGAAUCAACCCGAGCGCCAAUGGACGGACGCCGCCCAACGACUCCAAGUCGCAGAUAUUGAUCAAGGCCUGUGAGUACAUCAAGAGCAUGCAGGGCGAGAUAGACAACUUGCGCGAGGGCCUGCGUGAGGCGGACAAGCUGCGUGUGACCAAUAAGACGCUGCGGGAUGAACUAAACAGCUUGAAGCGUCAGCAGGAGCUGCAGGAGCGCUUCCACACCAGCACCGACGGUGGAUCGUUUAAUGUGACGCUCAAUUCGUUGAAUAGCUCUGCUACCAGUGACCUGUUCGAUGGCAUAGAUGGGCCACACCAAGGCGUCGGCAUGGGCAUGGGCAUGGGGAUGGGUAUGGGGGCCUUUGGCAAACGCGGUCUCAUGAUAGCCGACUUCGAUGAAUAGGGUAAUAGUUAUAGGAGGGGUUUGGCGCUAGCGCUGGCGCUGGGUAAAACGCCCCCCGCCGCCGCCCACCCUCUACCACACCAGCCUCAAGCAUCCUCCAAAGAACGACGUACCACGUACAAUAAAUUUGGAAAGACAAGUGAUUUCCUGUUAUCGCUGUUAAAACAUUACAUAUUUAUAUAGAACAAAAACUAUAUUAUUAAUUAAUUAAUUAAUUUAAAAUACAUUUUUUUUUUGAGAGCACGGAUCCUCAUAACAUUUAUUUGCCAUAUCCUUCCUCUGUUGUUUGAAGGGUAAUCGUAUCUCAUGCCAUACAUCCCUCAACAUAUACAUAUGUAGUACACAUAAUAUUACGAAGCCUACGAUACCUACUUAAACCUUUUGUCUUAAGCAUCCAUUUAUGCCAUUUUCCAUUUACAAAGAACUACAACAAAAUGAAACAUUAUUAUAUAUACCCAUACGCCCCACACCCCACACCCCACUCCAUAUACUUGGAUUUAUACAUCCCAUAUAUAUGUAUACUAUCCUAUAAAGUUAACGAUACCUACCUACUACUUAUACCUUUUGACUAAAGCAUACUACAUACAUACAUACAUACAUACACAUACACAUAUGUAUUUGUGAGGCACACACACACACAUAUUGGCCAUUGUGGCUGUGUGUGUGUGGUCGUUUUUUCGAUUUUAAUACCGUAACGUACUGUUUCUCGCACUAAUUACCUAAAGAAAAAAAAUAAACUUGAAGAUAUACGCUAUACGUUAAUGAUAUAUAAGAUAUAUAUUAUAUAUAUAUGAACACGGUAUACCCUCCACACCACACAGCUCCCCCCAUUUUGUACAUAUAAAUUUGUGCUACAAAUCGAAUGAAGAAAAAUGAAAGAAAGUAAGAAAGGGCUAGACUCCCAGUACUCCAUAUAUGUAGCUCCUCUUUUCUGGAUGAUGAUGUUGUUAGGGGGAGAACCGUGAGCGUAUUGUUGAUAGUAUGGUAACCCAGAUAGUUGAAUAUACAUAAAUAAUAUUAUUAUUAUUAUAGUUAAAAAUACAUAAAUUGUUGUGAAUGUUAUAUCAUUGUUUUCGAUAUAUGAUGUUUCCAAAGUAUACACACAUAAAGAAAAGCGAUUUAUAUAUUUCAUAAGUUGACUAGCAUAAAUAUAUAUAUAUAUUAUAUAUCACACACACACACAACAACAACAACAACAACAAGAUGAACAAAUGUUACAAAUCGAAAGAGAAUUACGGGGAGUAAAUCGGAAUUGCAUUGUACCGGAGACUCCCAUAUAAUUAUCAUAGGCAUAGCAUCAUUGACGAUAAACAAUGGACGGAACGGGUGGGAAAUUUGUGUUAAUUGUUGCUAUCUAUAUACAAAAAAAUACCAUACAAUAAUAUCAUAUAUAUUUCUGUCGUUUGACAGCCAAUAAUUCUAUUCAAUUUCAAUAAACGGAAUCAAUAAUGGUUAACGCGAA